This is a messenger RNA of Haplochromis burtoni (Burton's mouthbrooder), 11152 nucleotides long. Its product is annotated as G patch domain-containing protein 8. The record is from RefSeq and is a predicted model, not a curated record. Gene Ontology annotation, cellular component: nucleus. Bases 486 to 4892 code for a protein of 1468 amino acids. The transcript is spliced from 5 exons. NCBI's taxonomy places the organism in Eukaryota, Metazoa, Chordata, Actinopteri, Cichliformes, Cichlidae.
CAGAUGUUUUCCCUUUCUUUUCUGUUGGAGGUGCGUGAAGAGAAGGCGCACCUGCGAGAGUGUCUGCUGCUCUCUUCUUUACUGAGAACUCAAAUUGGGGUGCCGCUGUUGCUGUUUGGCUGAGGCUGCCUGCACUUUACAGACUCGACCAGUGGACAGGGGGGGGGAAGAGAGAGCGAGAGGAGGGGUGAGCGAGAGAGGGGGUGUGUGUGAAACAGAGACUGGAUGGAUCCCUCUCUUCCUCUGGCACUCCACAGGCGCUCAUUCAUUUAUUUAAGCCUGGCCGACGACAGCAUGCCAAACGCAGACUCCAGCAUCAGAGCUCGACAGAGACUUUCCAACAGAGGACAGCAGGAGUGAGACCCCCCUCCUCUUCUCGCACCGCUCCGACAACGUUCCUACCUGCACAGCCUCCCAGCAGGACUUGACUUGGCGCUCAUCGGACACCGCCGACACCCAGGACCAACGUGGGAAAAAAAACAUUUAUGGGCCCCAAACCUCGCGAGGCCCCCGGGAUGGCGUGCAGCGCGUGCUACUACCUGGUUAUCAGCUCCACACACCUGAGUAAUGGACACUUCAGGCGCGUCAAGGGAGUCUUCAGAGGACCUCUGUGUCCAUCCGCAAACAGUGACUCACCGGAAUGCACGGAGAGGGCUUUGGGUUGCUCGGUGGAGGAUCUGAAGGCUCUUUUCUACUGUGAGCUGUGUGACAAGCAGUACCUCAGACACCAGGAGUUUGACAACCACAUCAACUCCUACGACCAUGCACACAAACAGAGGCUGAAGGAGCUCAAGCACAGAGAGUUUGCUCGUAACGUAGCCUCAAAAUCAUGGAAGGACCAGCGCAAGCAGGAGAAGGCUCUUCGGCGUCUGCACCAGCUCGCACAGCUGCAACAGGAAACUCAGCGAGUCCAAAGAAGGACCUAUGGCCUAAGACGCACAGUCAGAGCUGUGAGUCAGAAGCGUGAUAAAGAUGUGACACAAAGAGACCGCAGCCCUAAGGACAGACCUGAACCCUUGUGCCAGCCCCAGCGAUCCACUUCUACACAGCCCAGGACAACUACUGUCAGCUACCCGUCAGAAAAUCUGUGCAACUCUGUUUCCCAAGUACCACCGGCCACUGCUCUAGCAGAAUCCCCACUAGUGACUGAGACAGCCGAUACAAACACUCCUGCAGUGAGCCCCCAGUCUUGCCACAGCCUGUAUCCUCAGCUGCCUCUCUCUUCACAGGGGAGAGUGGGAGGCAGACUUGGAGUAUCCUUCUGUUUCUCACGCAGGGGGCCUAGGCUGGAGCCUUCUGCCUCUGUUUUUUCAGACCUGGAGGAGGAGGAGAGAGAGAAGAGGGAACAAAUGAAAGAAAGGAUAAGGGGAAUAAUUGAAGAUAUUGACAGGGAAAUUGGGGUAGCAGAUGAGAGGAAACACAGCGCAAGUGAAAAAAAGGAUAAAUCUGGCACUGACAGUGUCUUACCAAGUGACAUGCACCCGUUCCCAAGAGAGGCCAUAAAGGAGGAGGAACAGAUUGAAAAAAGAGACUUAGUAAAAGAACACUUUCCUAUUUCCACAUCAGCACCUGAUAAUCAGAGUCAUGAUUCGCUGUUCUCAGCGUCUCAGGUGACCGUAUGGGGCAUAGGAUCAGCAGUAGCACACACGGAUACCAAACACACAGAAGGCAAGUCAGAGGAAAAGCAAGAAACGGAGAGCGAGCGGGAGGCGAGUCAGGAUGUGUGUGUGCUCGGGAAGGAUGGCUCUACCCGUCUGAGAUGGCCUGUCAGUUUGCUUAAGUUCACCAAGUCUCAACCACACAUCUCCUACAGCUGCAACCCGCUCUGCUUGAACCUUCAACGGCCAGAAAAAGUCGCAGAGGAUCUGAAGGACUCACAACAAAAUCAGUUGUGUUCCCUUUCAGAUGAAUCAAAACUACGUGUACCAGCUAUUCUUAAACCAGACACUCAAUCGUGUUUACAAAGACAGAUAAGACAAGAGUUGAGAGCACACGGGGAGAAAAAAGCUGCGGAAAUUUUCAAAGCAGAGCAACAUAUCGAUGUGGAGACAGAAGCACACCUGUUCCUAAAGAACAAAAACCUUUUAUCAUCAGAAAGAAGACCAGAAAAAGAACGAUGCAUGCUAAGUAUGGAGAACUGCAUGCGGGCAGCUCCCCAUCCAUUUGACCCCACUCAUAGUGACAGCUCUGACACAAACUUCCAGAAUCCUCUGGGAGGCAGAUUAGAGGGUGCGAGAGGGAUCAGGGAGAAAGCCAUCACAGCCCUGAGCUGUAAAUUAGAGUCUGUCACCCAGCCUGGCACACAGGAGAUGUGCAUCAGUCCAUCCAGGUGUGAGUGUGGGAGUGAGACAAUGUGCAAGUGUGCCAGUGCUCCACAGCCGUAUGUGGGUGUCUCUGAAGUAUCACAAAAAAAGAGGAAAGCCAGCACAAAGAAACACAAGCUGGGGAAGAGAAAGAUGGCUGAGAAGGAAAAAACUUCAGACAAGCGCCAAUCAGCAAGGUGCAAAGUGAGGAGUGUUAUCUCUACAGUCUCCACUGGAAGAGAGAGGAGAGGAGAAACUGGAGGGAGAUGGGGAAAGAAAAGGAGGCAAAGAGAGACGAGGAUGAGGAAGGUGGGGGGAGCAGGGAGCAGCUGUCUCCUGGGGAGAUGUGAGGCUGAGCCAGUAUCUGUCUCUGUCAGGAAGAGGAGGCCUCAUAGGAGCCACAGCACUGAAUGCCAGUCACAGCCAGACAGAGAGCAGGCAGAACACUCCAGCGUCUACUCCCAUCUCAGCAGACACACAGCAGACCGAGACACCGAGAAGGAGGGAAAGCGAGACGGAGAUGCGGCGACUUUUCCCUGGCGGUCUCACUUCUCCUUACAUUCCUUCUCACCAGGAUGUAACUCAAAGCUGUUUUGGGAAAGGGGUCACCAUAGCAACCCCAGGAGUUUCAUUGACUGCUGUUACCCUGACAACAGCUGCUGUAACAGCUCGAUGAAAAAGCGAAAACUCCUCCAAGGGGACAGGAAAUUCAUUCAUAGUAAGAGGAAGAGUUUGAGGCAUCGUGAAUUCUGGGAGGAGAGGGGGAGGGAAACACAAGGGCAUUCAGGUGGCCGAGACAGAGGCCUGACUUCAGGUACAGAAGAGUGGGAGUGGAUGAGAGGGGCCUGUCCUGGAGGUAGUGAGGAGGUGAGGUCAAGGACUGGGUGGAGCUCGAGGAGCAGAGCAGUGGAGUGGGAUAAGGCUGCAAGGUUUAGCCCCAGUCCUAAGCGCUGGGGCAAAAGGCGCAGACAUCUUAGCACUGAAGAUGUCGACUGGGAUAGAUGGACAUGGGGCAGCAGUGACAGCUGGGAAGACAGGGGGACACACAGGUCCACAUCAGGCUCCAGGACAGGAGCUGACAGCAGAGACAGCCCGGGCGGUGCAAGGAUAUGUGCAGGCACCAGACGCUCAAGUUCAACACACUUCUCGAGCCCUGAGUGGUGGACAAGCAGACAGACGUACAGCUGCCAGAGUGUGAUCAACACACAGGACAGCAGAUGCCACAGCCCACGCUCUUGCAGCCCUUGUAGCAGCACCAACAUGUCUGAGCUGAGCUGGGAGUGGAGCAGGAGUAGCACCUGCUCAGGAGUCACUAUGGAUGGGUUGACAGUUAGCUCCUGCAAGACGUCCUCGGGGGCUGCAGAGGCCAGUCAGCAGGCAAAAAAGCAGAGCAGCCUCACGUCCAUUUCAUCUGCUCUCUCCUCGAGCCCGUUCACACAUUCAUCUCCCAACAGAUCCACUUUUUCACCGACAGUUCCAAGUGUCAACACACAUAAUUGUGACCGAAGUCUUUCACAGCUAAAGGAUUCACAGUCUAGCCAAGGGCCCUCUGCCUCUGUCAACAUGAGGGGCCCAGGCGCAACCCUUUCAGCUUUAUCCCCCAGUAAGUUACUGCUACAAAAACCAUCUAGGUUGCUUCUGCCCCUUAUAGGAAAACUACCUGCAAUUCAGCGAAAGGCUCAGAAGAAAAAGGGGCUGCUUGAGAAGAGUCAGGAGAAGGAGAGAGAAGAGGAAGAGGAAGCUAAGAGUUGUGGCACAGAUCCUGGAGCAACCACUGACAGUCAGAAAUGUUCUCCAGUUGGGUCAAAUCCCAGCAGCAUGCCAAAUGCCUGCCCAUCACAGAUUAGAACUGACGAUGAACAGACAGGUGGAGAGACAGCUCCGCCGAUCAGCUUUACCGCUGAAGAGAUGGACAAAUAUCGUCUCCUGCAAGAGCAGGCAAGAGAGCACAUGCAGAAAGUCCUGGAAAACAUACAAGAAAACACAGACAAAAGCACGCAGGCAAACUACACACACAACCUGCAGACAGAGAACUGUGGGAAUUCAGAGGAGCAAUACUCAUCUCCGCAGCCUCAAGCCCAGUUAAUUCACACAGACACGAUGCAUAAGCAAGUACACCACACCCUCCAGGUCAGUCUCCCACUUCCACACGUCAACCCACAAGAGAACUUUAGUCAGCCCAUAGCUCUGGGUGUCCCAAACCUCACCCCACUCGCACCAUCUUCCCCUCUCUCGAAUCUCCAUCACAUCAUUUUACAGCACACAGGCCUAUCCAUGCCCCCUCACUCUUCCUCGACUUCCAGCUCACCCCCCUCUCCUGCCAUCCACCCACAGCCAGUUCCACUUCCUCACCCCCUCACCCCUCGCCACCCUUCCCUCCCUCAUCAUCUUCACUUCGCCCCUUUCUCCAUCUCCUCCCUGUUUCCCUCCAUCCUGCUAUCACAUCCUCCCACCCUUCUCCUUCCCCAGUCGCCCACUUUCCACGCAACCCCAAUCUCUCCACUCUCCCCAGUAGCUCUGCAACCUUUGAAUCCACAGCCUAUCAUGGACAGAUCGUGGCCAGUGAAGUUUCAACAGAAGGCGUUAUGAUUUUGAGAGUGGGUGCCGUGUUUAUUAAUCUUUCUUGGCAGCACUGGCUUGUGGGAGAGAGAAAAGAGGAAUGUAUGGUUUGAAGAAAGGCCUGCUAUUUGAAAUCGGGAUGUGUCAGUGCUUUUAGUAGUAUCAACUCCAACUCUUAUUGCACAUAUGCCUUCAGACACAGAUACACACCAAGACACACAUGCUCGUUCGCAUGCAUACACACAAACAGCCAAACUAUUGACUGUUUUCAAAUGAGAAUUUGUUUCUCCAUUUAGCCUUUGCUGUGUUUAAACAGACAGUGAAAGAACAGACUUUGAUCCCUUGCUUUUUCCAUCAUUCCUCAUUCACAAGCAAAAUAAAGAGAAAGGUGCACCUGCUAUUCAAAGACAAGCUAAGCUUGUGUCAUCUUCUCUCUUUCCUUCUGAACCACAGACAGACCAGCUGCCUUUUGAAGUAUCCUUCAUGCCAGGGACAGAGACAGUGAUAAUACUCUCCCCUUAUCUCCAUUUCAUACAGGUUAUCUGAGUUAGAGAGUGACUUUCAGCUAACAUAAAUAACGCUCCAGUGGCCGGUGAAUAUGGCAAAGACAUUUUAACCUUCUUGUGGACUGUAUGUGCGGGUGUAAGGUAAUUCUGAUGACACACACUCAUUCACAGCAGGAAGAACAACAUCUAAUUUCCAUAUCUGACACGUGUAAAGACCUGCUUUCUCUCUAUAGUGUAAAUAUUCUGACAGUAUAUGAUAAUAUUAGAAUGAUGAGAAACACCAAAAUAAAAUGUGAAUUUAACCUUGACCAGUAGUACAAUGCUUACCCCACACUCCAUGGCUUCAGUGGUAGACCUUUUACACAACCUUCCAUGUGUGACAUUAAAAACUGUUUUUUUUCCUCCAUGAAGCAUUUAACAAAUCAGUUUGUAAGACAGAAAUGAAUGAAUCUGAUAAGUUACAAUAAAGCGUGAGUGAAAAUAAAUGGGCUUUCAUGCUUUUUUUUUUCCUCCCCCGUCUUAUUCUUGUUGAUGAAGUCCAAAUUAAGAAUUAAUACUGCAUGGUUUUUCUGCAGUGGUUACAUCUUUCAUGCAAGCCUUUGUCAAAGAGCGCACAUGGAUGAUUUUAAAAUGGUACAAAAUUAUUAGAUUUUUAUUCUAUCAUAAUGUUUUUUAGAAAUGCAGCAAUUUGUUGAUUUGGAAAGCAGUUACUGUGUGUCCUGACCAUCCCAGAGGCACGAAAGAAAAACUAAUUGUGACUCUUUUGUCAGCCGUAGAAGAAGACUCGAAACAUUCUGUACAUCUUAUUAUCCUUUACAAUUUUUUAAAGAUCUGUUUAUUCUUUAACCAAAUUUCACCAUCUAGCUGUUUCAAAACAACACUUUUUAAAAGUGUAUAUAGAAGAAAAAACUUAUUUAAUCACUAAAAACAAGAAUAAACACACACACACACACACACACACACACACACACAGAUGACUUUCUUACAUAUCUCGCCAAGGGUUAUGGAUGCUGGUAACUGUUGCUAUGUAUUCAAGCCUGGUGAUUGGUGAUGUGUCAAAGCUGCUUGCCAAAUAGUUGAUCACUGCAGCGGCCGGCACUCGGGGAGCAGAACACAGAAGAGAACAGAGCGGUAUCCAGAUGGUCUAUGGGCUUAGACUACCCAGAGCGCUUUGAGAGAUUGGAUUGAUUUGCCCUCCGUGAUAUCAGUGAACACAGCCCAACACAUGAGGGGGGCUUCAGCAAGGGGUGACAUAAAUACAGGCUCAAAAGCAAUACACAAAAUGUACACUUUCUGUCCUGAAGCGUUGGCUACAAAUACGUCAUCUCUUGCAGAGAUUCGGUAAUUAGAGCACGGGUCUGCUUUCUCCUCCCUGUGACCCUUGAGCCUGUGUGUAAAGCGCGCGAAUUUGGGAGAAACAGAAACCGAGAAUCCCUAUCUCUCUCCACAGGACCGGAGAUCAAACAGACUGUGUGAAAUAUAGAGCAGCAAUAAUUAGCAGCUGUUACAGCAUCAAACCUUUCUAUCGCUACCUCUCCCUCUCUGACACGCACACUCACUAUUACCCCAUUCUUUCCCAGAGUUUAAUUUGGAGACACUCAAAUGUGCUGCAACUUCUGCGUCCUCAAAUGCUGAUAAUCACAGAGAUCAUAUAAAAGCAAACUGCUCCAGUUCAUAACUCUGACUCUCUAAUGGGGAAAUCCAUGAAAACAGUCACACACAAAAGAACCUAAGAGGUGGAGAUUGAACGCUAAACACAGCGUGUCAUUUCAAAAGCCUAUUUAUCCAUGAAUAGCGAGGCAAUAGCGGAAUCUUCACAUUAUUAUAUCACUAGAUUUUUAGGCUCCCACGCACACACUUAUCCAAACUGGGGUCACAUGAAAAUUAGCAAUCGCAAUAUCACUGUACUUUCUGUCAGUGACUGAUUAAACCAUUACCUAAGCCCCAAGAUUCGCCCCCUGGUGUGUACAUGUUUUGCUGCUGUGUGAGCACACACACACACACACACACACACACUCAGGAGUGUGAGUUGAUUUAUGAUGGAGAGGAAGCGGUUUCUUCAGUCAAUCGCUUCUGAGAAUUAAUGAGGAAUAAAAACUAAAGCUGGCACUCGGUCAAAAUACACCAGCAGUCACAGAGAGCUCACUGCUGAGGCAGGGUCGCCUCUAUUGGCACCGCAUUUGAUUGUUAGAUUGCGGGUAGGCUAUAGAUUGCACUGAGCAAAAAGAGCCCCUUACGGCUACUGAAAUGCUCCAUCGACCUAAAUUGCAGUGUUGUAUAAAUGAGACACUUCCCCGUCUCUUGCUCGCUUCCUUUCUUUCCCUUUUUUGCGAUCUCGCCUCCUACCCUUCUCUUUGAUUCAACCAGGUCAGUGGGGCUGCCUUCAGCUCCCCCGGCUGUUCUCUGACUGUGCAGAAGGAAAGGCACCAUUACACUUUGUCAUCUCAAUUCCCUUCAUUCAGACCAUAUCUUUUACAUGUUUGAAUGCUGUUGUACUGCACAGACCUUUGCAGCGCAAUGUGCUUUUGUGGUGUUAUUAUUACAGCGCCCUUCCUAUUCCUCUUCCCCCCACAGUGACAUUCAUUAAAAGUUUUCCUUGUGCUGUAAAAGAGACUGUAAUACAGUUUCUCUCCAAUUUUCCCUCUUUUUACUGGAUCUCUGUACACUCCUAGGUGUAGGUGUUAUACUAACAGCAAGGGUAUUAUUCUAACUGUUUUAUUCAACCACCAAAUGACACUGAAGCAAAAAGGAAAAUAAUGUAAAAAAAAAGAAGAAGAAGAGGGUAGAAAUUCUCUUUUUCGUGAGUUGAAUAGCGAGAUGAUCCUUUAAUCACAUAUUUUAUCAUAUAGGACUCUGAAUUUUCUGUGAUUUUGAUGCAUCACCUUGUUAGCUUUUGUGAGCUUUUGAACUUCCAUAAAAGAGUACACUUCAAAGAGUAAUCUGUCACCACUGAUGCAUAAGAGAUACUGCUCAGACAGGUGUAAUAUAUGGAAAGCUAAGCGGAUCCAGGCUGUUUAGAGCUUUUACAUCAAAAACGUUGCAUUACUGUGUAUAAUUCUGAACCACGUAAAGCCAAUUUAUCAUAGAGAUUGCUAGUCUAUUUUUUUGUGUUAUUUCAAUUAUUUACUUUUUGCUUGGCUUUCUCGUUGAGUCAAAACUUGUUUGCGUAAGACUUGUAUUAUGUGGAAAUGACUAUGUGAAUUUUGGUCUACAAUGGAUUUAAGGAUUAGGGAAGGUGGUGGGCUAAGCGAUACUCUAACAUGUGGCACAGUCCCCCAAGGACAUGACACUGUCAGCACAUUGCUUACACUCAUCUGCACACAUACACACACACACAUAUACACAGAGAGGUAUAAUAGGGUAUAAUUUUGGGGGCUGUAAUAGUGAGAUGUGAUGCUCGGUGGUAAGACAGCAUGCCUAAUUCCUCGGUUAUGUUAUCUCUGAGAGACAGAUGUUCCCACCAAAGAUUACUAUGCACACACACACAAACUGCGAGCGUGCAGAGAUGCACAAACCCAUUCAAUCCUCAGACAAUAGCAGCAGUGGGAAGAGUCUAAAAUAGCCAUAUUGACCAAAAACACAGAUCAAUGAUGAAGAUGACUUUUCUGAGAGUUAUUUACGAGAGUUUCUCCAGAAAACUAAUGAGGAAAAAAACCCCUCAAAGUUUUCCCUCAACAAAUCUUACAUUUAAGAGUCAAAUAAAUCAUAACGGACAUAACCUUGCGCCUCACUGAAUAUUUUAAUGAUCACACGAGUCCCACAAAGCUGUGGGGUUUGUGUGUCAAUUCAUCAGCAGGGUUUUCCAGGCCGUGCACACAGUUCAUCUAUUAGGAAACUGUUCUAUAGGCGAAAUGGUUUCACAGCAGAGGAUAAAGGUCAAUGUAUUCAUGGCUGUCAGGAAAACCCUUUGGUUAGAUAACAUCACUUGCAUUACGUUGUUAAUUCACAAUUUGGAUGCACAGCCACAGCGUUAAGAACAUGAUGGGGAUGAAGGACCCACAGUUCCUGUCAAUCCUAAAGUCAGUCGAGACGAUUUUGUCCGGUCGUCUUUGUCCUGCUUAUCUGAUUUUCUGUCGCCUCCUAGGCUCUUGCUUAGCAUCCCAGAAUAUCCAUGAGCCUCUCCAGCAUCCCGAGUGCCCAAGACUCAAAAAGAGCAAAAAAAACAGCAGCUUUGAAAGGGUGAACAAAUUGCUUGUAUACCCUAAACCAAAUAUGAGUGCUUAAGCGUGACUUCAAGGGGACAGUUUACAUAAAUGAACAUGUGAAUGUGCGUAUAAACAGUCAAACUACCUCUCAAACUCUUUUCUCCUCUGAGCUUUGAUCCCCCUCCUCCUGCUUCCGUUUAACUGGUUUCAGCAUUAAGUCUCCAGAUUCUGAUAAUUUCCCCCUUAAUCCCUUCAGAGGAGCACCCUGCUUAACUCUCUAAUUAAGUCAACGACACAUUCACCAGCACAGCAUAAACAGCACACGCACACAGCUAGGAGUGUCUAGCGAUCUGAUGCACGGACAACUGGUGGUUCCUGGAUUGGGGAGUUUGUGUGUGUGUGAGAGAGAGCGAAUGAGUGUUUGUGUGACUGUAUUUCAAUGAUUAAGUCCCAAUCAGGAGGUUGUUAUGACAACACAUGCAUUUUUAAGCUGUUAAUCCAGGAUUAUUCUCCCCUCCGCUCAUCUCAUUACCGUCGAUUAUUAAAUAAAAUAAAAAAAAGAAAGAAAGAAAGAAAGAAAAAAACCCACAUACAAAUGCACACAGACACACACCCUAAUUAUGGACUGGUUUCUCUGGAGAUUGGAGACCUUUGCACUGUGUGUUCAAAGACAUUUUUGCACACAGGUAAAAACAACUUACUGCAUCUCAGACAUUACCUAUAUACACAAUGAAGCAAUCACACUUCAUAGAUAAAAAGGCAUGGCCAUAUAUUAAUAGAAGUAUGAUUAUUACUGUAUUUUUGGCACACUCAGAGACCAAUUCUGGCCUUUCAGAGAGGAAUUUCCAGCCAGAGCUGGAAAGAAAGCAAGCAAACAGUGAGUGUCCUUUACCGGUGAUUGAAUGUGUGUCCUUGUGUAGAAUCUGCACACCCCUCUCUCAGCGAGAGAAAGUAUUCCUGCGGUGCUGAAGCUGAUGCACAGGUGAGAGAAUGGCCAAGGAUUUUGAGAUCACCUAAGGCUUUGUGCCGACUAUGGCCCACUCACACUAGGUCAGCUCAGAAUAACCAGAAAGGGCUGACCGCCAGUGCUCACUCGCCCCUGGAGUCAUUAAUCACACCACACCACAAAUGAGCCGCAUGGACGGACACACACACACGCACAGAAAAAAAACACACACACAGUGGAGCUUGUUUUAAUUAUAAAAGGCAAAUGCUAGAUGACAGCAUCGCUCCAGGUAGUCAUUCCUCAAGGCCUGCACUGGUACAUUACCAUGUACCAAACAUCACAGACAUUGAAUAUUUCUGAGCAAAGCCCAGUCCACAAAUAACAACACAUCAGAUCACAUUAAGCUACGAUAAUCUGCUGCAUAUACAAAUACACACACAGCAUUAUAUCUGUAACUUUUCUCCUGAGCUGUAUUUUAUGCUCCUUAAACACUAACGCACACUAUCAACUCACACUAUCUGAACCCCCGCAUUCCCAAACAGACCUCUCAGCUUGCAGUCGGGUCACUAUCGGGAUCGGGAUCUCAGAUAACGUUCCCAUUUACCGGUUAUGAAAUUCUUCAAAGGGGCCGUGCAGCAGCGAAAGCCUGUGGUGUGUCAUGUUUGUUAACAGGCAUGGUGCAUGGAGAAAUAC